Messenger RNA from Oncorhynchus kisutch (coho salmon), 4508 nucleotides. RefSeq names its product solute carrier organic anion transporter family member 2B1-like. The coding region runs from base 181 to 2169 and encodes 662 amino acids. Gene Ontology annotation, molecular function: bile acid transmembrane transporter activity; protein binding. The record is from RefSeq and is a predicted model, not a curated record. The transcript has 15 exons. Lineage: Eukaryota; Metazoa; Chordata; Actinopteri; Salmoniformes; Salmonidae. Gene Ontology annotation, biological process: bile acid and bile salt transport; sodium-independent organic anion transport; transmembrane transport. Gene Ontology annotation, cellular component: basolateral plasma membrane; apical plasma membrane.
AAUUCCUCAAAGUUGAGCACGCCUUGUUUCAUCGAGUGAAAGCUACCUCCUGGGGUUCCAACUAAGAUCACUUUCUGUGUGAGUCGACAUCUGAGGAGUGGAUACAGAACAAACCACUAAACCUCAGCUUCAUCUACAGAAUUUUCUACUUCCUGGGUUGGAUCACUGAGUCGGACAGGUAUGAUGGCCAGCGACCUCCAGAUGAACUCUGAACAAUUGAGGUCGAAGCCUCCCACCAGAUGCAGGAGCCCCUUCAACAGCAUCAAGUUCUUCGUGCUAUGCCAUGGUAUGCUCCAGCUGGCCCAACUGUUGGUGUCUGGGUAUCUGAAGAGCUCCAUCUCCACUAUAGAGAGACGCUACGGCUUCUCCAGCCAGAAGUCUGGCAUCCUGGCCUCAUUCAAUGAGGUGGGGAACACGGUCCUGAUAGUGUUUGUGAGUUUCUUUGGUAGCCGUGUUCACCGGCCACGGUUCAUCGGUGGAGGGGCACUGGUGGCCAGUCUGGCUGCUUUGAUGAUGGCCCUGCCUCAUUUCAUCAGUGGCCCCUAUGAGUACACAGUCCACAUCAGCCAAUCCAAGGAUGACAACUCUGGUCUCUGCCAAUUAGAGAGCUCCUUCCAAACAUUCUUGUCCAAUCACAGCUGCACACAGCAGGAGAGUCAUGUUCAGCAGGGCGUAUUCCCGCUCCUGCUCCUAGGACAGCUACUCCUGGGAAUCGGCGGCGUUCCCAUCCAACCCUUCGGGAUCUCCUACAUUGAUGACUAUGCCAGCAAGAGAAACUCUCCCUUCUACCUCGGUAUUCUCCUGGCUGUCACGUCUAUCGGUCCUGCAUUUGGUUUCAUGAUGGGCUCCUUCAUGCUGAAUUUUUAUGUCGACAUCGACAAGAUGUCCAAAGAUGAGAUAGGUCUGGAGAGAGGGGACCCUCGCUGGGUGGGAGCCUGGUGGUUGGGCUUUGUCGUAGCAGCCUCCUUCCUCUUUCUCACCUCCCUGCCCUACCUCUUCUUCCCCCAACAGAUGCCAAAAGAGGAAGCUGCAGGCAAUGCCAAAGAACCCAAAGCCGAGGAGGAAAAGAAACCGCUGCCAGACCCCGUCCAGGAGCUCACCCUCAAACAGUUCCUCAAAAGUUUCCCCCGUAUCGCCCUGAGGACCCUGCGGAACCCCAUCUACCUGUUGGUGGUGCUGGCACAGGUCCACCUGGCAGCUAUGAUAGCCGGCCUUGCCACCUUCAUGGCCAAGUUCAUAGAGCGCCAGUUCACCCAGACCGCCUCCUUCUCCAACAUGAUGAUCGGUGGGGUGAACAUCCCUCUGGCGGUGCUGGGCAUUGUGCUGGGCGGGGCUCUGAUGAGGAGGCUGAAAAUCUCUACUCGAGGCUCCGCCCUCAUGUGCACGUCAGCCAUCUUGAUGUGUAUACUCACCGCACUGCCUCUCCUCCUCCUCGGCUGCUCCACACAGAGGGUCACUGGCGUCUACCCCACCAAACAGAACAGGUCUUUGGAGUGUAGCUCUGGGUGCUCCUGUCCAACUGAGGCCUUUAACCCCGUGUGUGGCUCAGACGGGGUGGAGUUCAGAUCGCCCUGUCAUGCAGGCUGCUUGACCAAAGUACUGGAUGACAACACCAGCAAAAUCCUGAAAUACACCGACUGUGGCUGCAUAGGGGUCAGCGGAUCCUAUGGUUAUGCAUUGCCAGGGACAUGCGGUAGUGACUGUAAACACCUCCUCCUGCCCUUCAUGGUUCUCUCUGCUCUCACCUGCUUCAUUGCAUCAUUCUCACAGACCCCAUCCUACAUGAUGAUACUGAGGACAGUGAGACCAGAGGAUAAGUCUUUUGCUGUGGGCGUUCAGUACAUGCUCUUCAGAGUGCUGGCGUUCCUGCCAGCCCCAGUUCUGUAUGGCACUGCCAUAGACACCACCUGUAUCAUCUGGGGGAAGAAGUGUGGGAGGAACACGUCCUGUCACUACUACAACAUGGACCUCUUCAGACAGAGGUUCCUGGGUCUGCAGGCAUUCUUUGUCACCGGAGCGUUUGUCUGCUUCCUGCUCUCCCUCCUGGUCCUGAGACAUAGGGCAGGAAAACAAGGCAAGCAGGCAGGACAGGGAUACACUAUGAUUGACAGAGAGCUGAGUCCAGACAAGAACACCGCCUCCAAAGAAUUGCAGAAUAUGGCAGCAUGAGAGAGGCCUGAUAGAGAAGGAGAAAAUAAAAAAAGAAAGAACUGAAUUGCGAACUAUCCCCCAGAGGGUCACGAUGAAGACUACCGAAAUGAGAGCUGCUUCGAGAGUGUUGGGGAAGCUACUCUGAAAAUAUAGGUUACCAAGCUAGCAAUUACUUCACACUGGAAGAAGUUCAACUACACUAAAGCUACCCUCUAACAAAAAUAUAUAGUUUUAUUAGACUAAAGUUACUUUGAAAAAGGAGUUCACUUACCUUACUUAGUGAAAAUUUAUAAAAAUAAAAAUGACAUCUGAAAUGUCAUAGACUACCAGUUGCAAUAACACAUCACUUUGGGGUAUCAACAGAAUGUGUCAUUUGCCUAUUAAACACAUAUAGGCAAGUGAGAAUUAAGUCAUGUGUGGCUCAAUUGGAAGAGCAUGGUGCUUGCAAUGCCAGGGGUGGGGGUCUGAUUCCCAUGGUGGACCAGUACAAAAAUGAAUCAAUUUUGAAUAAGCUCGUUUGCUAAAUGAAAAAAAAUAAUUAGGCAGGUGUGAUGCAGAAAAAACGAAAUUAUUGACUACAUCACCCAUUUUAUUUUUGCAAAAAAGUAGGGUGUAGUUCCAGUAGUUAACUACACCCCUACAUGGCAAAAAGUAAUUAGGUGUGCAACUCUAGAUUUCUUACAUACUCAUAUUAUUAUUAUUUGAUUUCUUAGGCCGCUCGAGCUUAAACGAUUUAACACGAAACCAACUUCCAGACUGCCCCAACUGGGGUUGCUUGAGAAAAAUAUUUUUGAUAACAUUUACACCUUUUGAACCAUAUCAAUAUUUCAAUGAGCUCCCAAUGCGUUUCAAUGGAAAAUGCAUCUCUAUUAAGCUAUUAACUCCAAACCAACAUUGAAAUGUUCAGACUGACCCAACUUAGAUUUCCUGUCAAAGGAUUUUCUUAAACUAUGUAUACUUUAACUAUAAAUGUGCAAAAAUGAACAUGAGUUUAAAUGAGAACCAUAGGAACACAGGGGUAGCUUAUCAAAAUAAACCAGUUCCUUGACCAGUUAAGCUAAGCUACAAGACCAACUUUAAAACAUUCUGGCUAUACCCACUUCAAAUUCUUUAAAAUCUUUAACUAUAUCUACAUGAAUGUGUCCCACAUUUGCAUAGAUUAACUCACCAGCAGUAACUCUUAGACCAUUCAAACUAGAGACACCAAACCAACGUUCACAUGUUCAGACUAUCAUAACUUCCAAUUCUUAAAACGCGUAUUCACUAGAACUAUUCAAAUUUGCAUAAAAUACCUCACCAACAGUAACUCUUGAACCAUUCAAGCUAGAAACACCAAACCAACUGUCACAUGUUCAGGCUAUCCUAUACCUUUAGUUACCUACAAAAAAUGUAGUAGGUAAUUUAGUUCAAGUAAUACCAAGCUACUGCAAAAUGUAUUUCAAUUACUGCUUGAACUACAUAGUUCCCUUCUCCCAAAACUGGGCAUAGAGAAGGUACACCAUUACUGCGCCCAAACUGACUGUAAUAAUGUGUACAGCAAGUGCUGUGUCUGAGCCAUGGCACGUUUACUAUAGCAUGUCAUUCUCUGGGACCAGUCUGAGUGGUUCCCUAUCCACUGAAACAGGGUCAGAUCUUUUUCUAUACCUCUUAUAGUUAAGGUUAGGACUUGGGGAGGAUAAGCUGCUAUAAGCUAAUCCUAGACCUCUAGAAGGUAAUCUCUACCUAUAGUGAGUAUUACAGGAGACACCUGAUCUAUGAACUGAAGAUCAGCGUUAUCAGACCAAAGAGAGCAUUAGAUAACCAAACUUACCAAACUAAUGGUCUUCAGAUGUUGGUUGUUUUUAUACCAUUUUUAUAUACCAUAUAUUUUUCUACAGAUUUUUUACAAACUUUGUGUCCUUUGUAAACAAUGUAAACUUGAACGUAUACUUUCAAAGAAAAUUAGCAUUAUAGAUUGAGGCGCGUUACAUAUAUACAACUCCAAUAAUAUAUCAUGCUUAUAAUCUUAUCCUGUGAAGAAAAACAUGUAAAUAUUUUCACCUCAUUAUAUAAAGUGGAAUUGUUAUUUUGAUGGACAAUUCCACACAAGGCAUCUGUUUCUCCAUUGCUCUUGUCAUGUAAUGAGUUAUGGUAGGCAAGCAUUGUGAGUUCAAAGGCCCCUUCCAAACAGGGAAGAAAUCAUGCAUGUAAUGAACUAAUGUGAACCCAUGUGACAUGGAAGAGGGGCAUUGCUCUCCAAGGGGAGCGAGAGGAGGGAGGUGGAGAUGGGGCGGGGAUGUUGUGAAACCUGAGCCAAGCAUUUAUAACUGCCAUCCUGAGUGAUGAUACACAAGGUUAAUAAACUCUAUCAACAGACA